CACUGACAGUGUACGUGUCAUUUCAGACUACGUGUACCAUUCAGUCUUUGUCAUCAUUCAGUGUUAGUUAUACUGAGUAGUUUCUGUUCAAUGGAGGCUGGUACAGAGAAUGGUGGGACUCUACUGCCUGGAAAUGAUGAAGAGUUGGAUGGAUUACUUUCUUAUCUGCUGGGGGAUGAGACUCUGUUUUAUGGUUUGAAUGAUCUGGCCUCACCUCUUCCUCUCCAUUGGGACUCUAUGGACCUACCCACAACUGACAACACUCAGACUCAAGAAUUGGAAUGGAAUCAAACUACUCAAGAAUUGGAACGGAAUGAAACUACUGAAGAAUUGGAACGGAAUGAAGUUAUAUCUAAUGUACUUCAUGACCAUUCGUACUGUAAGAAGGAAGGGACAGGUCAAGGGGCGGAGUCACCAGCGGACCUACUGAUGAAGGCUGAUAAUGAGGAGAGUAGUUCUGAUGGAGGUUACGACACAAUGUCUUCGUCUCCUGGCAGUAAGUUGAGUCCUCAUGCAAGUCCUAGCAAUAAGGAGGAGACUCCAUUCAGUAUUGAUCCUGUUAAACUCAUUGAUGAGAGAAUUAAAUAUUUCAUGAGUAAACACGAUGAGGUCAAUUUAACUGAAGAAGAGAAACAAACUUUAACAUCUGAAGGAUUACCCAUACCAACUACACUACCUCUGACCAAAACUGAAGAGAAAGCUCUAAAGACUGUGAGGAGGAAGAUUAGGAAUAAAGUUGCUGCCCAAGAGAGCAGAAACAAGAGAAAGAAAUACAUGGAAACGUUAGAAGAAAGGCUCAAGUCUUGUAGCAGUGAUAACAAGAGGUUGUUGAAGAAGGUUAGUUCACUGGAAACUGAGAACAAGAGCCUCAGACAGCAACUGGUACAGCUACAAGCACUUGUUACCAGGGCAACCAACCAAAGAGAACUGAGAGGACAAUUUGGCAGCUGUUUACUGGUUAUAGUGCUUUGUUUUGGUAUAUUAUUUGCUAACCUAUUGCCUUAUACUAAAGUAUCAUUGUCUUCAGAUAUCAGCACCACUGCUGCUACUGUUCGUUCAAGAUCAUUAUUAUCUGUUGAGUCAGCACAAUAUUCUUGGGCCCAUUGCUUUCUAUUAUUCUGUAAACACUUGUUGCCACGGCAACUGCCUCCGCCUGUAAAGAGUGCUACAGUUUCCAAGGCUAACAGUAAUUAUUUAUUUAACACAAACAGCACUUCAUCAUAAAUAUUGGAUAAUUCAGAACUAAUAUAAUUUAUAUAAAAAUUUAAACACUUAUCGUUGUAAUAAUAAAUUUAAUAGUCAAACAGUUUUAUUAAAGAUAUCUUAUUGGUCAGUAA
Molecule: messenger RNA, 1337 nt
Organism: Amphimedon queenslandica
Lineage: Eukaryota; Metazoa; Porifera; Demospongiae; Haplosclerida; Niphatidae
Product: cyclic AMP-responsive element-binding protein 3-like protein 2
Exons: 8
Coding region: 91-1224 (377 amino acids)
Biological process (GO): regulation of transcription by RNA polymerase II
Molecular function (GO): cAMP response element binding; DNA-binding transcription factor activity, RNA polymerase II-specific
Source: RefSeq, a predicted model, not a curated record